Myotis myotis is the source of this 1460-nucleotide messenger RNA. Its product is annotated as involucrin-like. The transcript is spliced from 2 exons. Lineage: Eukaryota; Metazoa; Chordata; Mammalia; Chiroptera; Vespertilionidae. The record is from RefSeq and is a predicted model, not a curated record. The coding region runs from base 74 to 775 and encodes 233 amino acids.
AGCUCAGCAUUCCACUAGAAGCCCGUCCAGCCAUCCUUCCUGUGGGCCUGGUUGACCUGAAGCAGCUUCCAAGAUGUCCCAGCAGCAACACACUCUGCCAGUGACCCUGCCCCCAGCCCUCAGCCAGGAGACCCUCAAGCCUGUUCCUCCUCCCGCUGAUAUCCAGCAGGAGCAGGUGAAGCAGCCAACUCCACUGCCUGUCCCAUGCCAGGAGGUGCCCUCUGAGCUCCCAAGGGAGGUCCCCUUGGAGCAAGGAGAGAAACACACAACUCCUGUGAAGGGGGUGCCAGAGCAAGACUGUGAGCCCCAACCCCAGAAGCUACAGCAGCAGGAACAGCAUCGGGAACAGCAGCAGCAGGAGGAGCAACAGGAGCAGAAGGGGAAGCAGCAGCAAGAGGAACAGUAUGAGGACCAGGAAGCAGAAAACUUGGAGCAGCAGCUGGAGGAGACUAAAGGACAAAGGGAGCAACAGCUAAAGGAGCAGCUGGGACAGGAGAAGAAGCUCCUAGACCAGCAACUGGAUGGAGAGCUAGCAAAGAGAGAUGAGCAACUGGAGAAGAAAGGAGAGCAGCUGCUGGAGCACCCGGGACAGCAGGAGAAGCAGCCAGAGCCAGCAGAGCAGCUGGAUGGGCAGCUCGAGCAACCUGCAUGUGUCCCAGCUCCUGGCCAGGCCCAAGAGACCCACCCAGUCCAGCCACUGAAGGGAGAAGUCUUGCCCCCUGCAGAGGAGCAACAGCAGAAGCAGGAGGUGCAGUGGCCUCUCAAGCAUAAGUAACCACCCCCAGAUCCCAGAGGCCCUCAGGCCACCGCACAUAAGCGAAGAGAGAGCUGAACCAGUGGCCUCACUUACCUCAGGUCCCCCAGUCUGGAUGGCCCACCUCAUCUGUGAACCUGCCUGACCCUGUCCCCCUGCUUGUCUCUGUGAUAGAGUGGGAUGGGGGAGGGGGGAGCUAAUACCCAGGACCUACUCCUGAUGACUCCAGUCCCACCCCAUCCCAACCUCAGGUGGCCAGAACCUCUGCCUGAGGACAGUUACUAUAGUCACUCUGACGCCAUCCCCAGUAUUAUAGCAGAAUCUGUGAGUGUGUACAAUGAUACAGAAUAAAUCCUGGAAGUCUGGGAUCCUGUAUUCUCUUUGGCUUUUGUUUCUCUGCCUCUCACCAUAUUAAAAACCCAUGUAUAGGUCAAUGGUUGCAACUGACUCUCUUGGCCAACUCCCAAAGGAGGACAGAUAUCUUGACCCCCUUCUCUAACUUUGUUCCCCAAACCACCCAAAACUUUGAAUAGUUUCUAAAAAUGAAACCAAACCAACACCAAAGCAAAGGAACACUUGCCAGUUUUGAAGGGGGGGAUAAGUUUUUCUGGUUGGGGGAAGAGGAUCUGGCUGUCUCAGCCAAGCACUGCCUUAUACUCAUGGAGCACAAUUUUAGCCCAAGGGGGUAGGCAGGAAGUAGAGUUCC